AUGCCUGUUACAACGAGGAGAAUAAGCCGAGAACAGGAGCAGGAGGGACUGAGGCCCCCAUUCGAUGACGAAGUUUCCGAAUGUGUUCAAUUAUAUCCUCAUCCCCGAAGAGAUCAGGCGUACGUAGGGGUAAUGGACAUAGUUGGUGAGGAUGGGUCUGGUUCAGCACCGUGUAUCCAGACGACCGAUCUAGACUCGAUCACCCACGGCUCCCGCAAGCCGAUGCACGAAUUCGACUCCCCCUUUCUUGGCUGGACAGAGGAUCAGGUCCGUGACUGGGUUAUAAAGCAUAGACAUCCGAACUUCGCCUAUUUACAUUUACAAUCCUUGAUCAACGAACAGUUGAUAUGA
This is a messenger RNA of Trichophyton rubrum CBS 118892, 351 nucleotides long. RefSeq lists its product as uncharacterized. NCBI's taxonomy places the organism in Eukaryota, Fungi, Ascomycota, Eurotiomycetes, Onygenales, Arthrodermataceae. Bases 1 to 351 code for a protein of 116 amino acids. The record is from RefSeq and is a predicted model, not a curated record. The transcript has 2 exons.